AUGCUCCUCGCGUCUUCUUCCUCAACCCAACCACCACAAACGUCUCCCCCGUCCUCAAAUCCCUCCUCCUCACGCGUCCAAUCCUCCUACGCUUCUCCUUCUGACAGCCUCUCCCGUCCCUCUCUACCCUUCACCGUCACCUCCUCCUCUUCUUCACCAUCCACCCCCUCCUCCUCUCUAUGUGCGCGAUGUCACCUGCCCCUCGACGCGCCUACGAUCCGCGCCAUGGACAAAACCUUUCAUAAAUCUUGUUUUGUCUGUGCCGACUGCGGCAACCCCGUCGGCGAGCGCUUCUUCCCCCUCGACCAACCCCCCUCCUCCCCCCUCCCCCUCUGCGAACUCGACUUCUUCCGCCGCCGCUCCCUCCUCUGCCACGUCUGCGGCGGCGCCCUCCGCGGCGACUACGUCAUGGCCGUCGGCCACAAAUACCACCUCGAACACUUCACCUGCUCCAUCUGCCCCCGCGUCUUCCAGGCCGACGACAACUACUACGAACGCGACGGCUCCGUCUACUGCCACUUCCACUUCUCCACCCUCUUCGCCGACAGAUGCGAGGGCUGCAACUCCGCCAUCCUCCGCCAAUUCAUCGAAAACCUCCGCAACGGACGCCACGAGCAUUGGCACCCUGAAUGCUACAUGAUUCACAAGUUCUGGAACGUCCGUCUCGCUGCAGAAUCGGCCCCUCCUGCCUCCGCCGCAACAGACCCCGGCCCGUAUGUCUGGAAAGACGACAGCGACCUCACUCCCGACCUCCUCAAAGCAAAGCAGUCCGCUGUCGAAAACAAAGUCUUCCGCAUCUGGACCGUGCUCUCAGAGUACGAGGAGGUUUCUGCCGCCUGUAUCUCCGACAUGCUCCAGUACGCGACCGCCAGCUCGACGCUCGACGCCGUCCUCGCGACAAGCAGACUGAUAUACCGCGUUCAAGUCCUUUUCUCAGCUAUCGACCUCCUCCGGCAAAACCCCACCGUCGCGCGUUCGCUCGGAAAAGAACCAAAAACUCUUUGCAAAAAUAUCGUCAACUUCCUCACCACCCUCCCCGGCUCCGUUCUCUCUCCCUCCUCCGCCCAGCCUGCCACCUCCACCCCAUCUCCUCCCUCGUCUGUCGCAGCUCCCUCAUCCUCAAAAGAUCUCCUCGACCUCGUCACCUCAAUGGCUCACUACCUCAAGCUCCUCAUCCAAUUCGGUCUCGACUCUGCUCUUCUGCAAGACAGACUCGACUCUGACUCCCACGCCGUCGAAUCUUUCCUCGACUACCUGUCCUCCCACAACUCCCCGCCCGUUCUCUCCCGCGCGACCCUCGUCCCCAACAUCACCGACCAAUGCAUGUCCUGCCGCCGCGGCAUCGAAGAAAAAUGCGCGCGCCUCCUACCCUCCGCCGACUCCGGCGACCGCCGCGACCGCAGAUGGCAUCUCACCGCCGCCUGCUUCGCCUGCGCAAAAUGCCAGCGCUCGCUCGUCGACGACCUCGCCCGCGCCGUCUGGAGCAGCAACCUCCGCGUCGUCCUAUGCACGGACUGCGCGACCGCCGCCGACCAACCCCGCACCGGCUUUGAAUUCGUCUCGCGUCUGAACCAGUACUCGUUCCUGCUCAAAGUCGCGCUGCAACGCGUCUACAAAACCGUCGAAACCCUCGCCGCGCAGGGACCGCUCAAACGGAUCUCGUCGACCGACAAGCACGAGUCCGUCGUCGGCUACGUCAACACGCUCACCGACAUCCGCCGCCUGCGCUCCACCCGUUUCAAACGCGCAAUCUCGGACGCAAAGGGGAAGCAGGUCCGCAGAUCAAAGAGCACGAUGGGAAACGAGUCGCAGCGCGCGUCCGCGUCGCCAAAAUCCCAGUCGCAAUCGCCUCAGGGACCUUCAACCGGCUCUCUGCAGCGGAGGAAGAGUAGCAGGACACAUAGCAGCACUACCGUCAACGCAAACAGCAGCAGUAGCAACGUCAGCAGAGAAAUCGUCUCGCCGCCGUCAUCAAUAGCUACCGCUCCAUCCACCCACCACCACUCAACCACCUCCCUCCUCAACAACCCCGACACCCCACCCUCCGCUCCCCGCCGAACAAACACCGCAUCCUCAGACAAGCCCGACAUUUUAUUUGGCGAGAAAUACCUCACGCUAGACGACAUCCCGCGCAUCGUCGCCGCCGAGCAAGCGCGCGAGCAGCGGCCGAACGCGUUCCGUCAUCAGCGCCAGAGCUCGCUCAAGCUGGGUUCCGGUCCAGCGCCGAAGCUGAUGCUGCAGCAGUUGCCGGUCUCGCAGUCACAUGUCGGACCGGCGCCUACUGAUGAUAGGGGUACCACGUCGCCGCGCCAGCAGCAACAAUCACGACCUCAACAGCAGCAGCAGCAGCAACAACUGCAACAACUGCAACAGCUGCAGCCGCAGAAACAGCGACAGACCAACGCAGUGCAACUAGCGCCCAAACCCUCAACCGACGACACCACCCCGAUCGCGCGUUCAAUCGCUCCGAAUUCAUCGGAAAAGAUGAAGCGGAAAGGAAGUGCGAACGCGGCUGCUAAUGCUGCUGCUGCGGCGGCGGCGAACGCGAACGGGGUGUUUAAGGUCGGCCUGGACGCGCUUGUCGAGCGCAGCGGGACGGAUUCUGAGUUGGGUGUUAGUGCGGGGAUGUUGAAAGUUCCUGCGUUUUUGGAUGAUGUUAUUAGCGCUAUGCGACGGAAGGAUAUGUCGGUUGAAGGUGUUUUCCGGAAAAACGGAAACAUCCGAAAACUCAAGGCAUUGGCUGAGACGAUUGAUAAAUCCGGCGCCUCGUCGAGCACCCGCGUGAAUCUUGACACCGAGUCACCAGUCCAGCUCGCAGCUUUGCUGAAGAAGUUCCUUCGCGAGAUGCCGGAUCCUCUCCUAACAUUCAAGCUCUACCGGAUCUGGGUUGCCUCGCAAAAGAUCGGCGACGACGAGACGCGUCGCCGCGUGCUGCAUCUCUGUUGUUGUCUCUUACCCCGAUCACACCGAGACUCGAUGGAGAUCCUACUAAACUUCCUGAAAUGGGUAGCCUCGUUCUCGCACGUGGACGAGGAAUCCGGAUCAAAGAUGGACAUCCACAACCUCUCGACCGUGAUCACGCCGAACAUCCUCUACUCGCAAAACGCGGCCGACGAAGACACCGGCCCGAUCCCGCCGCCGCAACUCGACCCUGAGACGGGCGAGCAGGUCUAUUUUCUGGCGAUCGAGGCGGUGAAUUCGUUGAUUGAGAAUCAGGAUGAGUUUAGUCUUGUGCCGGAGGAUAUUUUGGAUGAUUUGGAGGAGGAGAGUUGA
Myxozyma melibiosi is the source of this 3273-nucleotide messenger RNA. RefSeq names its product rho-type GTPase-activating protein 1. The record is from RefSeq and is a predicted model, not a curated record. The transcript is spliced from 5 exons. The coding region runs from base 1 to 3273 and encodes 1090 amino acids. Gene Ontology annotation, biological process: signal transduction; regulation of small GTPase mediated signal transduction. Gene Ontology annotation, molecular function: GTPase activator activity. NCBI's taxonomy places the organism in Eukaryota, Fungi, Ascomycota, Lipomycetes, Lipomycetales, Lipomycetaceae. Gene Ontology annotation, cellular component: cytoplasm.